Messenger RNA from Castor canadensis (American beaver), 239 nucleotides. The record is from RefSeq and is a predicted model, not a curated record. NCBI's taxonomy places the organism in Eukaryota, Metazoa, Chordata, Mammalia, Rodentia, Castoridae.
AGCUGUGGGACGUUUCGCGACCUCCUUGCCUUCUCUGACGACAUCAUGCUCCAGUUCCUUCUUGGAUUUACCUUUGGCAACGUGGUUGGUAUGUACCUGGCUCAGAACUAUGACAUUCUAAACCUGGCUAAAAAAGUUGAAGAGAUUAAAAAGGACUUGGAAGCCAAGAAGAAACCCCCUAGUUCCUAAGGCCCACUCCAGCACUGUGUUCUGGAUUCACCAAUUCUACUGCUUCUGAG